This is a messenger RNA of Python bivittatus (Burmese python), 5137 nucleotides long. RefSeq names its product transient receptor potential cation channel subfamily M member 4 (gene TRPM4). Gene Ontology annotation, cellular component: plasma membrane. The record is from RefSeq and is a predicted model, not a curated record. NCBI's taxonomy places the organism in Eukaryota, Metazoa, Chordata, Lepidosauria, Squamata, Pythonidae. Gene Ontology annotation, molecular function: calcium-activated cation channel activity; ligand-gated calcium channel activity. Gene Ontology annotation, biological process: calcium ion transmembrane transport.
ACUGUUGUUCCUGCUUGUACUCUCACUUAUGCGCAGGAGAUCAGACAGCGAACACAGGGGCAGCCGUGGACUUCUGCUCCAGCCGUGCAUGAUUGCUCUGCUCCAUGGCCACUUCUAAUCUGAAAGAUCAGGCAUGGAUCCCCAAAUAUUUCAAGAAAAAAGUCUGCACAACUUUCAUUGAGCAACCUGGUGAAACAGGUGCCUCCAAUCUCUGUCAGUGUGGCGACCUUCGCAGAAACCACACAUCUGUAGCCAUAGAAGAUGCCUUUGGAGCAGCCAUUGUCAGCAAAUGGGACUCAGCGCAACACACCACAGAGAGGCCAACCGAUGCUUAUGGGGAAGUGGAGUUUCUGGGCACUGGCCGUAGACCUAGCAAGUUCAUUCGCCUCUCUGACUCGUCUGAUCCUGCAUAUGCCUAUGCUCUAGUGACGCACCACUGGAAAAUCCCACAUCCCAACUUGGUGGUGUCAGUAGUGGGAGGUGAAGAUGAGGGGCAUGUAAGGGCCUGGCUCAAAGAUGUGCUGAGAAAGGGGCUGGUUAAAGCAGCUCAGAGCACAGGUGCCUGGAUUAUGACAAGUGGUCUCCAAGCCGGUGUGGGCCGAUAUGUGGGGGAAGCGGUGAGGGACCACGCUAUGGCCAGUACCAACCCCAGCACUCGAGUUGUAGCAAUGGGCAUUGCUCCAUGGGGUAUCGUUGAGCAGCACCAUUGUCUUGUGAACCCCAAGGGUUCCUUCCCAGCACGUUACCCCCGGACAAACCCUGUGAGUCCUUUCUGCCCUCUAGAUGCCAACCAUUCUGCCUUCUUCUUGGUGGACAAUGGGACGCUGGGCAGAGCGGGUGAAGAGUCUGUCUUCCGUGCCCGUUUGGAACGCUAUAUCGCCCAGCAGAAAGUGGGAGCUGGUGGUGAAGGGAGCAUUGAGAUUCCUGUAUUGUUGCUGCUCAUCAGUGGGGAUUCAGCCAUGUUCAAGCGUGUAUUGGAGGCCGUGCAUGCCUCCAUUCCCUGCCUCCUCUUAGCCGGAUCUGGGGGAGCGGCAGACUGCUUGGCUGAAUUGCUGGAAGAGACACAACCUGGGGAGUCCCUGAAAACUCUGGCCAUGAAGAAAAUGCAGGGGAAGUUCCCAGACAAUGACUUGGAGGAGUUGGCCCAGCAGGUGGAAAGUAUUGGGAAUCUGAGAGAAUUGGUGACUGUCUAUUCAGACCAAGAGGGUUUGGAAGAGUUUGAGACUGUCCUGCUUAAAGCUCUAGUGAAAGCUUGUAAGCGGUCAAGCAAGGCCACCUGUUAUCUGGAUGAGCUACGCCUGGCUGUAGCCUGGAAUCGGGUGGACAUCGCCAGCACAGAAUUGUUCCGUGGGGACAUUCUCUGGGAGCCCAGGCUGCUGGAGAACCCAAUGCAUGAUGCCUUGCUAGGUAAUCGACCUGACUUGGUGCGCCUCUUUGUGGAGAAUGGUUUGGAUGUUGGACAGUUCCUGACAUGGGGAAAGCUGGAACAGCUGUAUGCUGGGUCUCCCAAGGUCUCGCUGCUGCACCAGCUUUUGGAGCGAUGGCAAGGGACAGGCCCUGAUCCAUCCACCCCUCCUGAAGACUUGCUGCUGGGACGAACUCUGCCUGAGUGCCAUUUGUUUCAUGUAGCUGUUAUCCUGCGUGAGCUACUAGGGGAUAUCUGUGCUCCUUUUUAUGCAGGACUGUACCCUACUGGCCACAGAGGGGCAGGGAAAAAAGGAUUAUUACCCAAUGGAGAUUCCACGUACCAAAACGAGCAUUCACCAAACCCAUGGACUGAUCUAUUCAUCUGGGCCGUGUUGCUGAAUCGAAAAGAGAUGGCAAUUUAUUUUUGGGAAAUGGCACCCGAUGCAGUGGCCGGGGCGUUGGCAGCAACACAGAUAUUGCGGGAGCUUUCACAUCUAGAGACAGAGACAGAAGAAGUGACAGCCAUGAAGGAUCUAGCAAUGCACUUUGAAAACUUGGCCAUAGGAGUAUUUGGUGAAUGUUACCGUAAUAGUGAGCCACGGGCCUACAAACUACUGGUGCGCUGUUCCUACCUCUGGGGUGGAGCCACUAUCCUCCAGUUGGCUCACCAGGCUGACGCCCGCCUCUUUUUUGCACAGGAUGGUGUGCAGUCCCUGCUCACCCAGAACUGGUGGGGAGAAAUGGACCGAAGCACCUCUGUCUGGCAGCUUCUUCUCACAUUUUUUUGCCCCCCUCUCAUCUUUACUAACCUCAUUACAUUCAGGAACAUGGACGAUGACCUGCGGCUGGAUUCCUUGGAACAGUUUGAACUGGACAGUCUUGAUACAGAUGUGAAAAGUACCAUCGGAGACAUAUUAUCUGACAGUUUGGAACAUCCCUCCCCUGUUUCUGCUCGACGAUUAUGGUUACGACGGUGGCAUCAAUUCUGGGUGGCGCCUGUGACAGCAUUCCUGGGCAAUGUAGUGAUGUACUUGCUCUUCCUCUUCCUCUUCUCCUACGUCCUGCUGCUGGAUUUUGACCCUCCACCUCCCAGAGGUCCAUCUGGCACUGAGAUAGUUCUGUACAUCUGGGUUUUCACACUGGUUUGCGAAGAGGUGCGUCAGGGAUGCUUCGUGGGUUCCCAUCCUUUGUUGCAGCGAGUACGACGGUACUUCCUGGACACGUGGAACCAGCUUGAUAUCACAGCUCUGCUACUCUUCAUGAUAGGACUAGUAUGCAGGCUGUUUCCUCAGUCAUAUGAAUCAGGACGCACCAUUCUGUGCCUGGAUUUCAUGAUCUUCACCCUUCGUCUUAUCCACAUCUUUGCUGUCAACAAACAGCUGGGGCCCAAGAUGAUUAUCGUCGGCAAGAUGAUGAAGGAUGUAUUUCUCUUUCUGUUCUUUCUUGCGGUAUGGUUGGUGGCCUAUGGGGUCACGACUGAGGGUCUCCUUCUCCCCCAUGAUCGACGACUCCCUUGGAUAUUCCGACGUGUUUUCUACCGACCUUACUUGCAAAUUUUUGGACAGAUCCCACUCAGUGAAAUUGACGCUGCCCUGAUUACAGCCGCGAAUUGCACUUAUGACCCUUUAGCCAUCUUGAUGGAGGAUGCGGACCCUUGUACCAAUACUUACGCUAACUGGCUGGUACUCCUUCUCCUUGUGAUCUUCCUGCUGGUAGCCAACAUUCUGCUCCUCAACUUGCUGAUUGCGAUGUUCAGUUACACAUUCUCCAAAGUGCAAGGCAACAGCGAUAUCUACUGGAAAUCACAGCGUUACAACCUCAUCCUGGAGUAUCAUAGCCGGCCUGCAUUGGCUCCACCCUUCAUCCUGAUCAGCCACCUACAUCUUUUCUUCAAGCGCCACAUCCGCAAGGCGCAGUCCGCAAAGGGACGUGACUUCUUGCUAGAACUCUCUGAGACCCAAGAUAGGCGGCUACUGACAUGGGAAUCGGUACAGAAAGAAAAUUACUUAGUGUCUCAGGCUCGACAGAAACGUGACAGCGACACUGAGCGGCUCCGGAGGACUUCCCAAAAAGUCGACCAGGUUUUAAAGCAGCUUUCUGAUAUCAAAGAAUCAGAGCGACGUCUGAAGACCCUUGAGAUGCAGAUGGAGUAUUGUACCAGCGCCUUGUCUUGGAUGGUAGACAUCUUGGCCCAGAGCGAUAUAGGAAAAGGGAAGCAGGCUCCUCCUGUUCAGAAAAAAAAUUGAAUUUUUCCAUGGGACAUGAACAAGGACAAUGAAGAAGAGUAGUGGGCUGCUGCUAUUCACAGAAUCCCAAAAGUGUCUCAACACCUGAUGCCUCAGAGAAUUAGACAGAAUGUAGGCUUCAGUUGGAAACGGUUGAGAGGGUGCAGGAUCACAUUUCAGUUCAGCUACAAACACCCUCCGUCUGACUUUAGUUUCCUUCACUGGAAAUAAGAAUGAUCUACCUCACAGCAUUUCAGUGAGAAUGAAAGCAAUGUAGACAAUUAAAAAAAACAAAACUGAGAUGCCAGAAAUGCAAAAAAAGUGGAUAAUCAUCCCUGUCCUAUACUUAUAUUGAUACCUGAAUCAGCUGCUGAUUUUGAGAAAAUAUUUGUGUAACUAUAGAGAUGGGCAAUCUUUUGGUGGCUCGGCCACAAUUACAUUGAGCUCCUCAAAAUUCAACAAGAUAUAAUACUGAUGCAAAGCAGGCGAGGCUAGUUUUUCUGGGGUGUUUGGGAAAAUGUUCUUUGUUUUUGUUGGAUAUGCUAUGGUUUACCUGUGAUUCCUGACAGAAAUUUGUGAGAAAUGGUGCCACCAAGUUUCUGCUAUGGUGGUCAGAGCUCUUGGGUGGAAGUUUGAAUACUAGAUGCACCUGGUGUAAUAUAAAUGGGAAUAGUUAGAACAUACUAUGCCUCAAAGGAAUGGUUGGGAGUCAAUGAAAGCCCAUACCUCAUAUGCAGAAGGCCUAACGGUCAGUCCAUGGCACUCCUGUUAAAAGGAUCUUGAUGUAGCAGGUGAUAGAAAAGUCUAUGUACCUGGAAAUCUUAAAGCUAUUAUCAGUGCAAGUAGAGAAGGCAAUGGUGUGCCUGUUACAAAACAGCUCCUGUGUUCUUAAGAUAAUCAGUUCCCUAAGUCUUCACAUGCACAAUCCAGGCUGACAUUAAUUUCCCAACUGCAUGUUUGCUUGGCAUCUCGUUCCUAGCUAUCUUUCAACCAGCCCAGGAGCCAUGCAGUUGCUACUGUACAAGGUCAGCAAGUGAGUGGGUGAAGACAUGUAUGAUACGGUAUCAUAUUCUAAUAUGGCAAGGAAUGGAAACUAGAACUUUUCUAACUGAUGAUUCAUCUACCCGUUCUACAUAUUGGGAAUCACAGAAAAGAUCAUGGCUGACACCUGCAAGCCAAUUCGUAAGAAAAAGGACACACUCCUAAUCAUGUAGAUUAUUGCUGUGUCUUACUUGAAAAGAGAACCUGAUUGUUUUAUAAUUUAUAAUUAAAAAAAAUAUUAAUGGAUCAUUAAGAUUCUAGGGUUAAAAAAAAUUAGACCACACAAGGCCCUUGGUUAGCCCACUCAGUUCUGGGGAGUAUAAAGAAUGUUCUGAUGGAUCAGGAAACAUCCAUUUCAACCUACACAUGACCAAAGAUCCUUUAUAUGUAGGGAAAGAAGUUGCUUGUUUGCAAUCCUCAAUAUUUCAGCAUAGGUGAUGUCUGGGUCAGUAAAACAAAUUCUA